UCAUUGCUAUACAAGUUUUGUUGGAUAAACAAUCAGCAUGUCAAAAACUGGCAUUGUACUGUACGGAACGGACUUGAGUCCCUGCGUUAGGGCAGUGAAAUUGACCCUCAAGGCGCUGGAAUUGGAUUACGAAUUCAAGGAGGUUAAUCUCCAGGCUGGCGAGCAUCUCAGCGAAGAUUACCUGAAGAAGAACCCACAGCACACGGUGCCAGUGCUAGAUGAUAAUGGAACCUUCUUAUGGGACUCGCACGCCAUCGCCGCCUAUUUGGUGGAUAAGUACGGCAAAUCGGACGAACUGUAUCCCAAGGAUCUGGUCAAGCGGGCGAUCAUAAAUCAGCGCAUGUUCUUCGAGGCUAGCGUUAUCUAUGCCGCAAUAGCUAAUGUAACCCGUCCGUUUUGGAUAAAUGGAAUCACUGAGGUUCCCCAGGAGAAGCUGGACACCGUAAAUCGGGGUCUUCAAUUGCUGGAGACUUUCCUGACUAGCAGCCAAUUUCUGGCGGGUGACUCGCUGACCAUCGCAGAUUUUUGCACUGGUCCGGUUGUUAGUGCCAUUCCAUGUGCCGUGGACAUUGAUCCUGCGGUCUAUCCCAAGAUCACCGCGUGGCUGGAUCGACUCAAUAAGAUACCAUACUAUAAAGAAAUCAAUGAGGAGACAACCAAGAAUUUUGUCGCCUUCCUCCGCAGCAAAUGGACCAAGUUGGGCGAUAAAGAAAUACCUAAAUAAAGAAAAUAAUUAAUUUCCACUGUA
This is a messenger RNA of Drosophila takahashii, 748 nucleotides long. Its product is annotated as glutathione S-transferase 1-like. Gene Ontology annotation, molecular function: glutathione transferase activity. Lineage: Eukaryota; Metazoa; Arthropoda; Insecta; Diptera; Drosophilidae. The record is from RefSeq and is a predicted model, not a curated record. Gene Ontology annotation, biological process: glutathione metabolic process.